ACAACAAUCGUUGAUUUCUUCCUCCCUGAUCCUCUCCAAUCAGAAUACCGCGUUAUAUCCACAACUCUUGCAAACAACUACUCUUCAUGCCUAUGUCUCUUUGUCGUCUUGGUCUUCGCCAUUGCUGAGUUUGAGCAGCCAGGGUGGUUCCCGCGACCAGAGGAAUUGAGCUCAGCAGUGAUUGGUUUCCUUGGUGUGGGGACUAUCAUAUUCCUUGUUGUCGCACUGCUCGAGUACGUCGAAACACACACUUGGCCAUGGGAGGACGAGGGAUUCGUAUGGCCAUGGGAGGCACUGCUUUGGGGUGGCACUGUAUACAAUGACGAGGCAUUAGAAGAGACUGUGGCGGAACAUUCAGGAUCGUGCGUCACACAAGUGUCACCACAAGCAGGAACGAAGAAGGUUGGUUGUUCUGAACAUGGACAGGAUAUCAUCAUCCCUCCGACGCCUUUCCUGCCGGGUGAGCUCAGACCGACCAGUCUUUCCCCACCCAUAAGGCAUUGUUCUGGACUUUUGGGAGAAUCGCCAACACCUCUC
This is a messenger RNA of Bipolaris maydis ATCC 48331, 537 nucleotides long. RefSeq lists its product as uncharacterized. NCBI's taxonomy places the organism in Eukaryota, Fungi, Ascomycota, Dothideomycetes, Pleosporales, Pleosporaceae. The record is from RefSeq and is a predicted model, not a curated record.